AUGGGUGAGAAAAUUAUGUAUGAUACCAUUUUUGCUAGAAGCUUUAGCCGAUAUGACCAAAAGAAGUUAGGAUAUGGAGCAUUUCUUGGUUGUUUUCUUAUUGCAUUGAGCUUCUGUAUCGUCUUCAAGCCUGAUGCUGGUGUCAAGAUGUUAAGGAUAACGACAGCAUCGGACUCCGAUAAUCCGAGGGCCCAUGAUACGAGCAGUUCGAUGGGAAUGAUUGCGAAUGAAUCCAACAGUUUCGAGAUCGAGAUGGUGGUGGAAAGUGAGACAAGCAGCACCAAGGACACCAUCAGCAGGUCUAACUCUAAGACCCCAUUAGUGAAGCCAAUUUGCCAUGUGGAGGAAAGAACAGAAUAUUGUGAGACGAAUGGAGAUAUAAGGGUUGACGGAAAAUCCUCUACAGUUUUCAUGACAUCUGGUUCUUCAAACAGCUCGUGGAAGAUCAGUCCUUAUGCUCGAAGAGGAGACGAAGCGGCAUUGAUUCGUGUUACGAAAUGGUCGAUAAAAGCAGGGGCGGAUGCCGGACUUCAAUGCGGUAAAAACCACAGUGUUCCGGGCAUCAUGUUCUCGCUAGGAGGAUAUGCAGGGAACAAUUUCCAUGACUACACAGACAUCGUUCUUCCUCUAAUUUUAACUUCAAAACAAUUCGAUGGAGAAGUAAAGUUUCUCGUCACUGACAAUAAUCCAUGGUGGACCGAUAAGUUCCGACAUGUAUUACGGAACCUUUCUCGAUACGAGUUGAUCGACAUCGAUAAAGAAGUCGUCGUUCAUUGUUUCACAAGUGUGAUCGUUGGCCUUAAGCGUUACCCUAAAGAGCUGAACAUUGAUCCUAUGAAAUCAUCUUAUUCCAUGAAAGAAUUCAGGCAGUUCUUGAGAAGUGCUUAUUCAUUAUCAAAAGAAAACGCCAUCAAAAUCAGGGAUAAUACUAACAGUGAUGGAAAGGAAAGACCUCGUCUCCUCAUUCUUUCGAGAAAGAGAACCCGAGCAUUUAUGAACACGUACGCCAUCGCCGGAAUGGCGAGAUCACUAGGCUACGAAGUAGUAGUCGACGAGGCAAAUUCGAACGUAACAAGAGUAGCGAAAACGGUGAAUUCUUGUGACGUAAUGAUGGGAGUCCAUGGAGCUGGUUUGACCAACAUGGUUUUCCUGCCGGAGAACGCGAUUGUGAUACAAGUCGUUCCGAUCGGGGGGUUUGAAUGGCUGGCGAAAACCGACUUCGGAGAGCCAUCCAAGGACAUGAAAUUAAGGUACUUAGACUACAAGAUUAAGACAGAAGAGAGUACAUUGAUACAACAAUAUCCACCGGAUCAUGAGGUUUUCAACAAUCCAUAUGCCAUACAGGACCGGAGCUGGUAUGAAUUCAAGUCUAUAUAUUUGGAGAAGCAGAAUGUGAAGGUGGAUGUUACUAGGUUUAAAGGCACUUUGUUAAGAGCUCUUGAGCUCUUACAUGAGUAAAUAUUUG
Molecule: messenger RNA, 1465 nt
Organism: Hibiscus syriacus
Lineage: Eukaryota; Viridiplantae; Streptophyta; Magnoliopsida; Malvales; Malvaceae
Product: alpha-1,3-arabinosyltransferase XAT3-like
Exons: 2
Coding region: 1-1458 (485 amino acids)
Molecular function (GO): glycosyltransferase activity
Source: RefSeq, a predicted model, not a curated record